UCUGGCCAUGGACGCGGCGGCGCUAGAGCUGGACGCGGUGAAGUUCGCCCAGCUGGCGGUGCAGAGAGACCAGGGCGGGCGCUACCAGGAGGCGGCCUUUUACUACAAGGAAGCUGCCCAAGCCUUGAUUUAUGCUGGAAUGGCAGGCUCAAACUUGGAAAAUAUUCAAGAGAAGAUAAAUGAGUACUUGGAGAGAGUUCAAGCUCUGUAUUCAGCAGUUCAAUCACAGAACACCGACCCCCUGAAGUCAAAACAGCAAUUGGACCUGGAGCGUGCCCAUUUCCUGGUUACACAGGCUUUUGAUGAAGAUGACAAAGGCAAUGCAGAGGAAGCUAUAGAAUUGUACACAGAAGCAGUGGAACUCUGUUUGAAAACAGCUAAUGAAACUUCAGAUGCAAUCCUUCAAUCAAAACUUAAACAGCUGGCUAGACAAGCACUGGAUAGAGCGGAGGCACUGAAAGAAUCUAUGUCAAAGUCUUCUCAAAAAGACAGACAAACUGCAGCUAAACCGAAUCAGCCAGUCAGAAUGUUCUUCCCAUUGGGACCUGAUUUUUCCUUGAAUGAUAAGCCACAGACAAUCAGAACAGUGCAAGCUAGUGAAUCUCAAGGCCAGAGAUACACCACAGAGGAGAUUGAAGUGCUCAGAAAGACAUCAAAGAUAAAUGGUAUUGAGUAUGUCCCGUUCAUGAGUGUUGACCUGAGGGAGCGUUUUGCCUUUCCAAUGCCAUUUUCAGAUAAAUGCGGCAAGUUACCAUUGUCACCCAAACAAAAGGCAAUGUUUGCCAAGUGGGUGCGGCCAGAUGACCUAACAAAUAACCCUACAAUGAUCUAUACUGUGUCAAGUUUCAGCAUAAAGCAGACAAUAGUAUCAGAUUGUUCUUUUGUGGCAUCACUAGCUAUCAGCGCUGCAUACGAGAGACGGUACAACAAAAAGUUGAUUACAAGCAUAAUUUACCCUCAGAAUAAAAAAGGAGAACCAGAGUAUAAUCCAUGUGGAAAGUACAUGGUAAAACUUCAUAUCAACGGUGUCCCUAGAAAGGUGAUAAUAGAUGACCAGUUACCUAUAGAUCACAGUGGAGAACUCCUUUGCUCUUAUUCCAACAAUAAAAGUGAAUUGUGGGUAUCCCUGAUAGAAAAAGCUUACAUGAAGGUCAUGGGUGGAUAUGAUUUUCCUGGAUCAAAUUCUAACAUUGAUCUCCAUGCACUGACUGGCUGGAUACCAGAGAGGAUUGCUAUGCACUCAGACAAUCAGGCUUUCAAUAAGGACAGUUCUUUCAGAAUGCUCUAUCAGAGAUUUCACAAAGGCGAUGUCCUUAUCACAACAGCAACUGGAGUGAUGUCUGAAGAGGAAGGAGAGAAAUGGGGUUUAGUUCCAACCCAUGCAUAUGCUGUUUUGGAUAUUAGAGAAUAUAAGGGGCUUCGAUUCCUCCAGUUGAAAAAUCCCUGGAGUCACUUACGCUGGAAAGGAAGAUAUAGUGAAAAUGAUGUGAAAAAUUGGACCCCAGGGCUACAAAAAUACUUAAACUUUGAUCCUCGAACAGCUCAAAAAAUAGACAAUGGGAUUUUCUGGAUUGCCUGGGAGGAUCUUUGCCAGUAUUACGAUGUUAUUUAUUUGAGCUGGAACCCAAGUCUUUUUAAAGAAUCAACGUGUAUUCACAGUACUUGGGAUGCAAAACAAGGCCCUGUGAAAGAUGCCUACAGCCUGGCUAAUAAUCCACAGUACAAACUGGAAGUACAAUGUCCACAAGGUGGAGCUGCUGUCUGGGUUCUGCUCAGCAGACACAUUACAGACAAGGAUGACUUCGCACGCAAUCGGGAAUUCAUCACAAUGGUUGUGUACAAGACUGAUGGGAAAAAAGUUUACUAUCCAACUGAUCCUGCCCCAUAUAUUGAUGGGAUUCGGAUCAACAGUCCCCACUAUCUGACCAAGAUAGCGCUGACAUCGCCAGGGUCCCAUACGUUUACACUGGUGGUAUCCCAGUAUGAGAAACAGAACACGAUCCACUAUACUGUCAGGGUGUAUUCAGUAUGCAAGUUUACUUUUACCAAGAUCCCUACCCCAUACACCAUUUCCAAACGGGUUAACGGGCAGUGGAAAGGUCAUAGUGCUGGAGGCUGUGGAAACUUCAGAGAUUCCUACAAAAACAACCCCAUUUACCAAUUUCAGCUGGAGAAGACUGGGCCAUUGCUAAUUGAAUUAAGAGGACCAAGGCAGUACAGUGUGGGGUUUGAACUUGUCACAGUCUCUACAGUAGGAGAGCCUGGUCCCUCUGGCUUUCAGAAGAAGAGCAGUGGUGACUACAGAUGUGGAUUUUGCUACAUGGAGGUGGAGAAUGUACCAGCUGGAGUUUACAAUAUUAUUCCCAGCACCUUCCUGCCUCAGCAAGAGGGUCCUUUCUUCUUGGACUUCAAUAGCGCUACCCCUCUUAAGACAUCACAACUGCAAUGAGAGGGCACGUCUCUACAUUACUUUCUAGGGAAGAAGUCAAGAGCUAGAGCAAUGCCAUCUCCUGAAAACACUGGGGAAAUAUAUCCCUCAACCAUUGACACAAGAUGCAUAAAACUACCUGGAAAAAGUAAUAGCUCAGGGCUUGGGCCACCAAUCUCACUGCAUGAGCCACUUCAGUGUUUGCUCAUGCUUUUUGCUGUGCAGCCAUUAGGGUGAGAACGCUUCAGAAAUUCUGAUUGAUGGUAAAUUUUUGCGUGAAAUGCUUGAAUGUAAAUCUUAUUAAUCAUGUUAACAAAUGGCAGGCAUUAGCUUACUGCAGUUUGGCACCUUAUACCUCAUCAAGUUUUGAAGUCUUUCCUCUCCCCCCAUAGAGGGUAGCUUAGUUCUAACAAUCCUUGCUUAACUUUUACAGUAAACAUUGUAGAGAAAAAGGAGGGGGUUGUGUGUACUGUUUAUUUAGAGCAGGGGUUCUCAAACUGGG
Terrapene triunguis (Three-toed box turtle) is the source of this 2930-nucleotide messenger RNA. RefSeq names its product calpain 7 (gene CAPN7). Gene Ontology annotation, biological process: proteolysis. The record is from RefSeq and is a predicted model, not a curated record. Gene Ontology annotation, molecular function: calcium-dependent cysteine-type endopeptidase activity. NCBI's taxonomy places the organism in Eukaryota, Metazoa, Chordata, Testudines, Emydidae. The transcript is spliced from 21 exons. The coding region runs from base 8 to 2449 and encodes 813 amino acids.